Nicotiana attenuata is the source of this 1306-nucleotide messenger RNA. RefSeq lists its product as uncharacterized. Gene Ontology annotation, molecular function: protein binding. The transcript is spliced from 7 exons. Bases 187 to 873 code for a protein of 228 amino acids. The record is from RefSeq and is a predicted model, not a curated record. NCBI's taxonomy places the organism in Eukaryota, Viridiplantae, Streptophyta, Magnoliopsida, Solanales, Solanaceae.
ACAUGUUCCCCAAUUUUUCGUUUCAACAUCGCAUUGAAUUAUCAAAAAGGGAACCCGUUUUACAAAGCCGUCCAGUAAACAGUCCGGAGUUUUGACCGGAGAUCGACUUUCCGGUGCCGGUGAUCGUAUCCAUAGCAUCACACUAUCUCAGAAUUUUGCAAUUGAAUUAGGUUUUGUUACGGGGCCAUGGGUGAAAUUGAGCGAGAUUUCAGCAACAAACCGGAGGAUCAGAAGAAGACGGUGGAAAUCUUCCUGAAAAUCAUCGGUCCUUCUCCGCCUUGUCGCCUUAAUGUCCCUUCUUCUAUUAAGGUACAUGAAUUGAGAAAGAUGAUUGCUGGGAAUCGACAUAUGCCUAUUGAAAAUUUAAGACUUGUAUUGCGAGGACAUGUAUUGCAUGAUAAUGAAAAUGGAGAUGACGUAGCAAUCCAACUCAACAACGGAGAUUCUCUGAUAGUUGCUGUCAAACCAAAGCCACCCCCUAAACAUUUUCGGGAUGAAUUUGAGGAUGACGAUGAUGAUGAACUGAGGUUUCAGUUACCCCCAUCAACUAGUAGGUGGAAGAGGAAGCUUUUUUAUAUAUUACGUGAUAAACUGAGACUUCCAGAUAUGCUUUUGAUGGUAAUUUUCUCCAUCAGUCCAAAGGUUUGGGUUAUUAUCAUGACUUGGUUUAUUCUGGCCUCUAUUGCGCGAAGAUAUGAAGUUGCACCUUUAUUUUUACUGGCAACUGGGUUUGGCCUUAUUUUUUAUAAUCUUGGACACCGGCAGCAGGGAGAACUUAGUGCGUAUUCUGUAUUCAAUGAAGAUUUUCGAGAACUUCCAGGAACCCUUAACGCAGAUCACAUUGACAGAGAUAUUCGGGCAGGCCGAUUUUGAGUCAGACGUUCAACAUUCAAAUGGAAAAAAUAUCCUAUCCUUUGUCACCUUGCAUCAGAAUUUGCUGUAGAAUUAACAGUAACUUCUUCGCCAUGUAAAUGAAAAUGUUCAUUUCUUGCCCCGUGUGCUUCACCAAAAUGGUGUUGAUCGUACAUGUGAACGUAAAAUCAACUUGACUUCAAGGAAGUCAAGUUGAUAUGCUUUCUGCUUGAAGGUUGACCAUAUGUGGCUUUCUGCUUAAAGGUUGACUAAGGUACGGAUAUGCUUUUAGCUGUAUAGUGAACAGAAAGUCUCUCAUGUAAAAUCUUAUUAAGCCUCAGUUUUGGGCAUUUAAGUGUUUUCUGUUGUGUGCCAUAUAGGAGAAAAGUUCAUGUAAAACGACUAUGACAUGGAUAAAUAUGGGACUGAUUUUGCGUGGUCUCUAGUUACAUGA